Fusarium coffeatum is the source of this 954-nucleotide messenger RNA. RefSeq lists its product as uncharacterized. Gene Ontology annotation, cellular component: mitochondrion. The transcript has 4 exons. Gene Ontology annotation, molecular function: tricarboxylate secondary active transmembrane transporter activity. Bases 1 to 954 code for a protein of 317 amino acids. NCBI's taxonomy places the organism in Eukaryota, Fungi, Ascomycota, Sordariomycetes, Hypocreales, Nectriaceae. Gene Ontology annotation, biological process: alpha-ketoglutarate transport; mitochondrial citrate transmembrane transport. The record is from RefSeq and is a predicted model, not a curated record.
AUGGCUGCUAUUCGUACCGAUCUUCCAGGCCCCAUCGGGGAGAAGACGCUGGAGAAGAAGCCCGUCAAGUUCUCGAACUUGCUUCUGGGCGCUGGUCUCAACCUUUUCGAGGUUACCACCCUCGGUCAGCCGCUUGAGGUAGUAAAAACGACUAUGGCUGCAAACCGUGGCGACAGCAUGGCUACGGCCUUGGGACGCGUCUGGGCUCGUGGUGGUCCUCUGGGAUUCUUCCAAGGUCUCAUUCCCUGGGCUUGGAUUGAAGCCUCUACCAAGGGUGCCGUUCUCCUUUUCGUCGCUUCCGAAGCCGAAUACUACGCCCGUUCCGCUGGUGCUUCCGAGUUUGGUGGUGGUAUCAUUGGUGGUGUCACUGGUGGUGUUGCUCAGGCCUAUGCCACUAUGGGUUUCUGCACCUGCAUGAAGACAGUUGAGAUCACCAAGCACAAGCUCGCUGCCGCUGGUGUUAAGCCCCAGUCUACCUUCCAGACCUUUGCCGAGAUCUACCGCAAGGAGGGUAUUCGUGGCAUCAACAAGGGUGUCAACGCCGUUGCUAUCCGCCAGAUGACCAACUGGGGUAGCCGCUUCGGAUUGUCGCGUCUCGCUGAGGGCUGGAUUAAGUCCAUGACUGGUAAGAAGGAGGGCGAGAAGCUCUCAGCUGGCGAGAAGGUCAUCGCCAGUGCUCUCGGUGGUGGUCUCAGUGCUUGGAACCAACCAAUUGAGGUUAUCCGCGUUGAGAUGCAGAGCAAGAAGGAGGACCCCAACCGUCCUAAGAAAAUGACAGUUGGCAACACCUUCAAAUACAUUUACGAGACCAACGGUGUCAAGGGUCUUUACCGUGGUAUUGCUCCCCGUAUUUCUCUGGGAAUUUGGCAGACUGUCUGCAUGGUUGCAUUUGGCGAUAUGGCCAAGGCUUACGUUGAGAAGGUGACUGGCGAGACCGUCACCGCUAAGCAUUAG